Messenger RNA from Phycomyces blakesleeanus NRRL 1555(-), 1968 nucleotides. RefSeq lists its product as hypothetical. Gene Ontology annotation, cellular component: SCF ubiquitin ligase complex. The transcript has a single exon. Gene Ontology annotation, biological process: SCF-dependent proteasomal ubiquitin-dependent protein catabolic process. Gene Ontology annotation, molecular function: protein binding. The coding region runs from base 1 to 1968 and encodes 655 amino acids. The record is from RefSeq and is a predicted model, not a curated record. Lineage: Eukaryota; Fungi; Mucoromycota; Mucoromycetes; Mucorales; Phycomycetaceae.
AUGGCGAAUGGCUCUCUACCACUUGAGAUUCUCGAAAACAUUGCAAAUCACUUGAGUAUUAUAGAACAUAUUGAAUGCACCCACGUUCACAAAACAUGGACUGACUUGUUUCGUCAAGUCCUGUACACGACUAUCAAGAUAAGAACACGAAGACAGUUCAAGCAGCUUUAUUCGAUCCUCCUUCAAACAUCGUCAAUAAAAGGAGGAGGGCUCGGUUAUUUUGUCGAGAGCUUGAUUAUUGGGGAUCAAGUUGGAUUCACCUCGGGCGAAUUAGAUCAAUUAAUACAGUUCUGCCCUUUCAUUCAGACUAUUGAAUUCAACCCUCGUCUCUGGCGCUAUCUCCGCAGUCCGAGUAAACUAGGCACCCUAAAGCUCUUAAAAACUCUUCCGAGCCUCAAUCGUGUGCGCAUUGCAAAUUCACUAAUCAAGGAGGUUGGCAGUAAUCUGACCCAACUCAAUCUCAAUGGCAUGAUUGUAAACGAAUGGCAAGAGAAUCGCCGGCUGGUGUUCAUGUUAUCUCUUUUGCCUGGUCUAAAGAAACUCAACCUGGCUGGAGAGUUUGUUAUGUGGAAUCAACGGGAUAGUCCUCGAGCACAAUUUUCUUUUGAUGAUAUUGAUACCAUAAGUUCAUCAUGUCCAUAUCUUGAGCAUCUAGGCCUAAUGUGCAUUAAUAUCCAGUCGAGAGUGGCUUUUGGGGUUAUUGACCUUAACCCUACCAAGAUAAAACAAAGCAAAAACCUUCGUGUUCUUUCACUGAAAGAUGUUCGCCAAAAUCAUUACCAGAAUAUGAGCUACUUUAUUCACAAAUACCCCAAUUUGGAAGAACUUUUAUGGACAGGGUUCGCCAGAGAAGAAAUGACAAGACUUGGUCAGAUACGCUUGGAAAACGAAACCAUGGAGAGCCCUUAUUUAAGUUUGGCAAAGCGAUUAUCUCGGUUAAAGAAGCUCCGGCUGCACAGAAUACCUGUACGACUAUGGCCAGGCCGAGCGUUUUUUGAAACAAUUCAGAACAAAAGGGUUUCACUUGAGAGUAUUCAAAUUGGGUUUCUUUCAUCCUCAAGAGAUCGCUUGGAUGGACUGGAUAAUUUUGAAUCUAUGUUGGAAAGCUCAAAAGAUACCCUCAAGGAACUUACUAUGAAAGCAUGGAGAGGAGCCCACUUUCUGAAUGUCAUUCGCCCUCUUUAUCACUGCCGACAGCUCACAUCUCUAUCAAUAUCUGGUGACCUUCCUCAAACUGUAUUUAUGUUUGACUGGAUUUUGGAUUUCUGUCACCAUCUUGAAUCAAUAUCAAUAUUUACCUGCCAUGUGUCAAUCUCUGAUGAAUCUCACGGGUACCAGUAUUUUGGGCUCCAUCGGUGCUUAACAAGUCUCUCCAUCAAGUUCUCUAUUCUAGAUAUACAUGACAUUAUUUAUCAUCUCGCCCUUCGUUGCCCAAACCUAUCUUCUCUGGCCUUAAAUUCGGUGGAAAAUGAACAAGUGUUCCCGGACAGAUCUGUGGAGAUAAACAUGCCUGAGCACACCUUCCAGAGUAUCGUGCUCAAUGAUAUAAAAUGUAUUCGACUCAACUCUGAUUGUGAGAGAAGAAGAGGGAACUACUUGGCUCUUUUAUCUGUUUCUGCAUUAGACAAAAUGAACAAUAUGCUAAGACGAAGGGAGUCACCGGCUCUACGCUGGUACGAUCAGGAUAAGCAAGAAGAAGAUGUAGAGUUUGGGAUGUCGCGUUGGUAUCACCGGUAUGAUGAAAAUGCGGAUUAUGAAAAAAGAAGAGUUCGUAGACUCUCUGGAGAAGAUGCAAGAAGGGUCAGAGACUACGAAAUUAGCUCUGAAGAAUGGGAUCAGAUUUUGAUGACCAAUAUAUUCUCUUACAGCGGGAAAAGACAGUGGAAGCAGGAUAUUCCUCAAGGUUACAUCCGUAUACGGUGUCAGUCUGUCGCACAGAUUAUAUUUAAUGAAGUUUCUUUGUAUUGA